This is a messenger RNA of Penicillium manginii, 3003 nucleotides long. Its product is annotated as aromatic acid exporter family protein. The transcript is spliced from 7 exons. The record is from RefSeq and is a predicted model, not a curated record. Lineage: Eukaryota; Fungi; Ascomycota; Eurotiomycetes; Eurotiales; Aspergillaceae. The coding region runs from base 1 to 3003 and encodes 1000 amino acids.
AUGACGUUGAAAGAAUCCCGGUCUCAGACCGGAAAAGAGAGAUUGUCAACCCCUAAACGGCUGUGGAAAUAUCUCGAUCUAGACUCGCAUAGCGUACUCAUGAUGCUGAAGGGAGCAUUGGCGCCGACUAUUACCAUUGCAAUAUACCAGAGUACCGCAAUUUCAAAUAUCACCACAACUAUCGGUUACCUCUCGGCCUUGAUCUCUGUCCUCUCACAGGGCCUUAUGCCGCGCGCAAAGUUCAUGAAGAUCAUGUUCUUCGAUCUACUGUCCACAUGCGUCUCCGCAUCAAUCUGCUGUCUCGCUGUAUUCUGCGCCGUCAAGGCACGCGAGCAUAAUACGCCCCCCGAUGCAAGCGAAGCGGUUCGAAAUGGUUUUAGCAGCGAUGCCUGCGCUGUCUCUGCGAUCUGGCUAAUUUUCAUGAUCUGGGCGGCAAAUUCUUUACGCGCGCUCAAACCAAUGGAGCUGCAGGAUCCAAUGGUUGCGUUUUCGAUCUUCGCCUCCGUGACUGUCACUCGCGCUGGCAUGUUUACGUCCCUCUCUGAAGGAUUGGAGUUUAUCUCUCAGCUUCUGAAGGGUUUCAUGAUCGGCUUUGCUAUCGCGGCUGGGGUGUCACUGUUGAUACUUCCCAUCACUAGCCGCGGUAAUGUCUUCCAAGACAUGAAGCGGUAUGUCGCGGCUGUGGAGGGGGUUCUUGAUGCGCAGAUCGCCUUCGACGAGGGUGGUGCUACGGGCGGGAUCUUCGGAAGGGGGUUUCUGCGUCGGGCACGGACCGCGAUGGGUCGUGAUGGGGAGGAGGUUGAAAGUGAGAGUGACACAGAUCUGCAGGACAGGAUUAAGGAUCUGCAGGGGUCAAUGGCUAAACUCAAUGGGAUGCAUACUACGCUGCAUGCUGAUCUGUUCUAUUCGAAAGAUGAGAUCGCAUGGGGAAAGCUGUCAGCGGACGAUCUGAGUAGUAUUGCCUCGUUGUUCCGGAGUCUCUUGCUUCCACUGGCUGGAAUGUCGAUGGUGCCGGAGAUCCUGGAGUCGAUUGUUAAGAAUGAAGGUCUCGGCACGGCUGAGGGUGACGAUCUAGGAGAGCUGGAGUCAGAUUCGAGACAGGGGGAUGUUCAGCGGGUUGUGGAGACGCAUCAUGCGCGGCUUGUUGAGGCGGCUGAUUUGGUUCGUUGUGGAUUGGCGCAUUUUCUGUUUGCCUUGGAGCUUAUUUCAGCUAAGCAUUUGGAUCGCUUGAAAAAGACACACCUUGCCAGGUACCACCAUGACGAGGAAGCAAGGGGGGAAAGCUUGAAUCCCGGCGAUCAGGACUUUACGUCAAUGUUUGAGAAUCAGUUGCACGCUUAUUACGCGCGAAGGAAGGACCUUCCCGAGGCACUUAUGAGUCUUGAGGCAUUUUCUGAGAAACAUGAUCGUGAUGUUGAUGGAGGGGCCCGUGGACAUGGCGUGGCUGCAGAUCCGCCUGUCUGCCAGGAGUUCUUUCUCACUCUCUAUAUGGCUCAUCUCCAGGACGAUCUCUUGACGGCAACCAUGAAACUGGUUAAUUUUGCUGACAGCAAGAUUGCCGAUGGCACAAUGGCCCGGUCGAGAUUGAUAUUCCCCAGGCAAAAGUCUAUUCGCGACUGGUUGUCCUUGAGCCACGGCAAAGAUAAGCGACAAACAAGAUUUCCCGAUCCGGAACAUCUCCCGCCUGCAAAUAUGUGGGAGAAGGGUAGUACAAUCUUGCGUGUGAUUUCCCAUGCGCUGAAAUCUGACCAGAGCACCUUUGGCUUCCGCGUAGCCGCCGCCUCGUUCUCGGUCGGCAUUCUCGCGUAUCUGCAUCAGACGCAAGACUUUUUCAUUCGUCAGCGAUGUAUUUGGGCGAUGAUUGUCAUUGUCAUUGGUAUGAACCCGACAAGUGGACAGACCAUGUUUGGAUUCGUAGCGCGCAUUGUCGCAACGGUCAUUUCGCUCGUAUUAAGCCUGAUCGUAUGGUAUAUUGUUGAUGGGAAAACGGCAGGAGUGAUCGUUUUCCUCUACUUGGCAAAUGUGUUCGAGUAUUACUUCUACGUCAAAGUACCGCAGUACUUUGGCCCGUCGGUUAUUUCAAUUGUCACCUUGAAUGUCAUCAUUGGCUAUGAGCUACAAGUCCGCAAACUCGGUAUACAAGCUGCAGAGUCCAACGGUCAGCCAUACUAUCCCAUCUAUCUUUUUGGACCAUACAAGCUGGCAGCUGUGGCCGCUGGAUGUGCAAUUUCCUUUUUCUGGGUUGUAUUCCCAUAUCCCAUCACAGCUAAGUCUCAGCUCCGUCAUCUCCUCGGCCGAAGCAUGUUCGUCUUGGCCAGAUUCUACAGCUGCAUGCACACAACUAUCGAACUUUGGUUUGGUGGUGGACUAGGCAGCGCGGACGAUGAAAGUUCCCCAGGUUAUCAACUUCAAGCAUCCCGACACAGAAUAUUUAAAGAGGAGAUGAUGCUACUCAACAGCCUUCGAAUGCACAGUCAUUUCAGUACAUUCGAGCCCCCAAUCGGAGGGAAAUUCCCGAAGAAAGUCUACGACGAUAUAAUUUCCGAGAUCCAGCGCAUCUUGACCAGUAUGUCCUUGAUGGCACACACGACACAAUGCUUGGACGUACUUUCUAUCGAAUCCGAACAUGCUGGUCAUAAAAGCGAUGGUCAAUGGAUGGCACGGUUGGCAGAAAUUGCUCUAAAAUCGGCGGAUUUCAAUUCCCAUCGCAUCACUUCCUUACUUUGCCUUCUCUCUGCUGCUAUCACUAAUUCCCAGCCCUUACCACCGUAUCUUUCGACGCCGGACUCAUUCCCUCUUGCGCGGCAAAUGCAGAAUAUUGACGAUGAGCUGUUGAGUAUUCGACAUAUCGGAGAUCCCUCGUUCUCGGCAUUCGUUGCCCUGGAGGUAUUGAGGUCUGUUGUGAGUUUCAGUUUGCAGGAGUUAAUCGAUAAUGUGCGAAAACUGGUCGGGGAGUUGGAUUUUGAUUUUCAUAUCCCUCAGAUUCACCGCGACGCGGAAUGA